Ornithodoros turicata is the source of this 605-nucleotide messenger RNA. RefSeq lists its product as uncharacterized. The record is from RefSeq and is a predicted model, not a curated record. The coding region runs from base 7 to 570 and encodes 187 amino acids. The transcript has 5 exons. Lineage: Eukaryota; Metazoa; Arthropoda; Arachnida; Ixodida; Argasidae.
CCUAAGAUGCCACCUGCAAUGAAAUUCGUUGCUGUUGUACUGUCUAUCUGUGCCUUUGCUGAGAACUACGACGCAAAGAAUGCAGCAAAUCGACCAGAGCUUCAGGGGUAUCAGGACUUCGAACGAGCUUUCCAAUACCCGACGAUGUACUACGGCUGUUGGAAGAACUACGAACAGGAGACGGGUGACAAGUGUUUUGUCGAGAAGCAGCUCGCUCCUGUUGAGAAUGGACGCGUGAAGUUUAACAACGCUCACAUGACAAAGGACGGUAAGGUUAAUGCAAAUUACAACGUUACAUAUCUUCUGAGAUCCGGCCGUGGGUACAACAUCAGCAAUAUCCAGGAUUACCCACUUAACGGCACGUACAUUCCCUUCCGGGCUUUGUAUGCCCAGUAUGGGAACUGCAUUAUUUUGAAUCCAGUCACCGUAAAUAGGAACGCCUGCGUAAUGAUAGUGACCGUCCUAUUCAACGUCGAUCUCUGCUGUGUGGAAAUGUAUGACUAUCUGUGCGGACCCAAGAAGAUUCCGCUGUAUCAGCACGACUGUGCACAAGUCUACGGAAGUGUGUAAUAAAAUAUUGAAGAACUUGCGAUGUUCGAAAUAAU